AUGGUGCCAUCCUCAAAGUCAAAGUGUGCACGUUAUUUUGCUACCCUGAUGGAAGCUCACUGGAAGUAUUUCGGCCUUUCUUCAUUCUGUCAGCCCACGUCCAACCUAGUCAUUCAUAUCCUGCGAUUCCGUCGACGGAGAUUACUCCAUAACCGAUACUCGAAACGUUAUCUGAACGGGGAAUUGACAGAUAAUGAUGCAUGGGAGAUAUUGACCACUCUAGGACAGCUAGAGUUCCCGGCCAUGUUUCAAAUAGGGUUGGAAUAUGCUUUAUUCCGGACCUAUGCGAUUCCCACCAUUUCUCGAGUUCUUCUAAGGAAAUCCGAUUUUGCUUCACCGAAAACCUGGUAUAAGCGAUAUUCGGACACCGUGGCUUUGAUGGUCGAAGCGCUAGCAAAUCCACCAGCGUCCCGACGCGGUCACGAAGCGAUUGCUCGUGUGAAAUACCUACAUCAUGCAUAUAGGGAAUCGGGCAGUAUCAUGGAAGAUGACAUGCUUUACACACUCGGGCUGCUCACGAUCGAGCCCGCCAAAUGGAUCGAUCGAUAUGAGUGGGAUCAGACGAGUCAGAUGGAAAAGUGUGCAAUGGGUACGUACUGGAAAAGCUUCGGCGACGCGAUGGAAGUCAGCUACGAUUCUUUACCAUCAGGUAAGAAAGGGUUCAAGGAUGGCCUGCAAUUCUUUGAGGAGAUUGAGAAAUGGUGCCGUGACUACGAAAUACAAGCGAUGCCUCAUCACCCGCCUGGCAUUAGUGAUCUACAGGAUCAGCUGAUACGGAAUGUUGCUCUGAAUGGUGUACCCAAGAUAUUGCACAACCUGGCUAGAAACAUGAUACUUGUUUUGAUGGACGACCAGCUGCGACUAUCUCAGCCCGCUCCAUGGGUUUACGCUCUAACCCACACUGUAUUGGUUGUUCGGAAGUACAUCCUUCGAUACCUUGUCCUGCCACGCCCGCUGCUCUUUCGACAGUUAAGAGUAAACCCAGAUCCGGAAGAACGGUCUCCACACCGAGUACGCAUCUGGGAAGCCUAUCCUUAUUACGUGGCCCCGACACUUUGGAAUCGUUGGGGGCCAUAUGCCUGGAUUACUUGGGCCCAGGGACGGCCUCUUCCGGGCGAUGAUGGUGAUAGGUUCAUGCCGUGUGGAUUCAAUACGCGUGAUAUAGGGCCGUCAUAUAUGAAAGGGAGAGGCAGAAAUUAUGCCAGACAGGAAAAUGUGAAACUUAGAAGAGGGCGAAGGGGACAGUGUCCUUUUUGA
Aspergillus oryzae RIB40 is the source of this 1257-nucleotide messenger RNA. RefSeq lists its product as uncharacterized. The record is from RefSeq and is a predicted model, not a curated record. Gene Ontology annotation, molecular function: oxidoreductase activity. Lineage: Eukaryota; Fungi; Ascomycota; Eurotiomycetes; Eurotiales; Aspergillaceae. The transcript has 3 exons. The coding region runs from base 1 to 1257 and encodes 418 amino acids.